CCGGGGGUGUGCCCGGCCGCUGCGCCACCGAAAGAGCCGGGAGGGACGGCAGGAGCGCGUGGGCCAGGGCGCAGGGUCCAGGGCGCAGCGUGGGAUCCGGGCGCAGCCGACGCGGGGUCGAGGAUCCGGAGCAGAGCGGGGUCGGGAACAGCAUGACGUCGUCCGGGUCGGUGCAGCCGCCGCGGCUGCUGCUGCUGCUGCUGCUGGCGGGCGCGGCGCAGGCCCGCAUCUACUUCCGCCCAGGCCAGACCUGCUACCGGCCCCUGCGCGGGGGGCAGCUGGCGCAGCUGGGGCGCAGGACUUACCCUCGGCCAUAUGAGUACCUUUCCCCAUCGGAUCUCCCCAAGACCUGGGACUGGAGAAAUGUGGAUGGUGUCAACUAUGCGAGCGUCACCAGAAACCAGCACAUCCCGCAGUACUGUGGCUCUUGUUGGGCCCAUGGCAGUACCAGUGCCAUGGCAGAUCGCAUCAACAUCAAGAGAAAAGGUGCGUGGCCCUCCACCCUGCUGUCAGUGCAGAAUGUGAUUGACUGUGGUAAUGCUGGUUCCUGUGAGGGAGGCAACGACCUGCCGGUGUGGGAGUAUGCCCAUGAGCACGGCAUCCCAGACGAGACCUGCAACAACUACCAGGCCAAGGACCAGGAGUGUGACAAAUUUAACCAGUGUGGGACCUGCACCGAGUUCAAAGAGUGUCACACCAUCCAGAAUUACACCCUGUGGAAGGUGGGUGACUACGGCUCCCUUUCGGGCAGGGAGAAGAUGAUGGCGGAGAUCUACACCAAUGGUCCCAUCAGCUGUGGCAUAAUGGUGACGGAGAAGAUGGCUAACUACACUAGCGGCAUCUACGCCGAGCACCAGGACAAGACUUUUAUCAACCACAUCAUCUCCGUAGCUGGCUGGGGUGUCAGUGAUGAUGGGACUGAGUACUGGAUUGUUCGGAAUUCAUGGGGCGAACCCUGGGGGGAGAAAGGCUGGAUGAGGAUCGUGACCAGCACCUACAAGGGAGGGGCAGGAGCCAGCUACAACCUUGCCAUCGAGGAGGCCUGCACGUUCGGGGACCCCAUUGUUUAGGUCUCUGGAAGCAACAUCAUCAGUCACAGUGGGACUCGGGUCAGCCACAGUGGGAUAAUGGUGCCUGAGGACAUGUGGACACCUAUGGACACGAGGACCAGGGUGGACCGCAGAACUGCCAUCCAAGAGCCGGUAGAGGUCGAGUACCACCUGCACGGCGCUGCUGGACAGGAUGGCCCUGCAGACUCGAUGUCUCUCUCCAGUCACCUCAGGAAGAUUGCCAUACUCCAGAACGGCUCAGACUGUGCAUCAGCUCGGGGCACCUCAGAAGCGGUGGGGGCGGGUGGACGAGGCCAGACUAACCCAAGCAAUGAAUAAAGGAUCUAGCUUUGCCCAGG
Nannospalax galili (Upper Galilee mountains blind mole rat) is the source of this 1408-nucleotide messenger RNA. RefSeq names its product cathepsin Z (gene Ctsz). The transcript has 6 exons. The coding region runs from base 153 to 1070 and encodes 305 amino acids. The record is from RefSeq and is a predicted model, not a curated record. Gene Ontology annotation, molecular function: cysteine-type endopeptidase activity. Gene Ontology annotation, cellular component: lysosome. NCBI's taxonomy places the organism in Eukaryota, Metazoa, Chordata, Mammalia, Rodentia, Spalacidae.